UCCUGGGGCCAGCGGGCGUGCGGGGGUCUGUGGCCCUCGCCGUCGCAGUGGCCGCCGCCGUCGCUUGGUCGCCGUCGGUCUGCGGGAGGCGGGUUAUGGCGGCGGCGGUCGUGGGAGCUGUGAAUGAAUUCUCCGGGUGGACGAGGGAAGAAGAAAGGCUCCAGCGGCCCCAGCAGCCCGGUGCCUCCCAGGCCUCCGCCCCCCUGCGUGGCGCCCGCCCCGCCCGCCGCCGGGCCGGCCCCUCCGCCCAAGUCGCCGCAUAAGCGAAACCUGUACUACUUCUCGUACCCGCUGUUCGUCGGCUUCGCGCUGCUGCGUUUGGUCGCCUUCCACCUGGGGCUCCUCUUCGUGUGGCUCUGCCAGCGCUUCUCCCGCUCCCUAAUGGCCGCCAAGAGGAGCUCCCAGGAUGCCCCGGCGUCGGCCUCAGCCUCGCCCCCGGCGCCGGUGCCCGGCGGCGAGGCCGAGCGCGUCCGAGCCUUCCACAAACAGGCCUUCGAGUACAUCUCCAUUGCCCUGCGCAUCGAUGAGGACGAGAAAGUAGGACAGAAGGAGCAAGCUGUGGAAUGGUAUAAGAAAGGUAUUGAAGAACUAGAGAAAGGAAUAGCUGUCAUAGUUACAGGACAAGGUGAACAGUGUGAAAGAGCUAGACGCCUUCAGGCUAAAAUGAUGACUAAUUUGGUUAUGGCCAAGGACCGUUUACAGCUUCUAGAGAAGCUGCAACCAGUUUUGCAAUUUUCCAAGUCACAAAUGGACGUCUAUAAUGACAGUACUAACUUGACAUGCCGCAACGGACAUCUUCAGUCAGAAAGUGGAGCUGUUCCAAAAAGAAAAGAUCCCUUAACACACACUAGUAAUUCACUGCCUCGUCCAAAAGCAAUUAUGAAAACUGCACCAGUAGGUCUUGGAAGCUACUCCAAAGCACCAAGUUGCAGUGGUUUAUCCAUGGUUUCUGGAGUGAGGCAGGGGCCUGGUUCUGCGACUGCCACUCAUAAGGGUACUCCAAAAACAAAUAGAACAAAUAAACCUUCUACCCCUACAACUGCUGUUCGUAAAAAGAAAGACUUGAAGAAUUUUAGGAAUGUGGAUAGCAACCUUGCUAAUCUCAUAAUGAACGAAAUUGUGGACAAUGGAACAGCUGUUAAAUUUGAUGAUAUAGCUGGUCAAGAGUUGGCAAAACAAGCAUUGCAAGAAAUUGUUAUUCUUCCUUCUCUGAGGCCUGAGUUGUUCACAGGACUUAGGGCUCCUGCUAGAGGAUUGUUACUCUUUGGUCCACCUGGAAAUGGGAAGACAAUGCUGGCUAAAGCAGUAGCUGCAGAAUCUAACGCAACCUUCUUUAAUAUAAGUGCUGCAAGUUUAACUUCAAAAUAUGUGGGAGAAGGAGAAAAAUUGGUGAGAGCACUUUUUGCUGUGGCUCGAGAACUUCAACCUUCUAUAAUUUUUAUAGAUGAAGUUGAUAGCCUUUUGUGUGAAAGAAGAGAAGGGGAGCACGAUGCUAGUAGACGACUAAAAACUGAAUUUCUAAUAGAAUUUGAUGGUGUACAAUCUGCUGGAGAUGACAGAGUACUUGUAAUGGGUGCAACUAACAGGCCACAAGAGCUUGAUGAGGCUGUUCUCAGGCGUUUCAUCAAACGGGUAUAUGUGUCUUUACCAAAUGAGGAGACAAGAUUACUUUUACUUAAAAAUCUGUUGUGUAAACAAGGAAGCCCAUUGACCCAAAAAGAACUAGCACAACUUGCUAGAAUGACUGAUGGAUACUCAGGAAGUGAUCUAACAGCUUUGGCAAAAGAUGCGGCACUGGGUCCUAUCCGAGAACUGAAACCAGAACAGGUGAAGAAUAUGUCUGCCAGUGAGAUGAGAAAUAUCCGAUUAUCUGACUUCACUGAAUCCUUGAAAAAGAUAAAACGCAGCGUGAGCCCUCAAACCUUAGAAGCGUACAUCCGUUGGAACAAGGACUUUGGAGAUACCACCGUUUGAGGAAAUACCUUUGUAAGCCUGCAGAACAUUUUACUUUAACAAGAGAGAAACAUAUGAUCUUCAGUGUAUAGUUACAGCUACAGAAACUCAGCCUAAGUUUACAGGACUUUUCAGAGUCUUACAGUUAUUUGUAUGAAACUUGAAGAUGAACCAGAAAACAAAUUUAAAUAAAAGAUACAAUGCAAAUGGACUAUUUUGUUGUUUAAGGCCUUCUUGCCUUGAUGGUCAUAGUUAUCCCUCUGGGCACUGUAAGUUAGAGCACAGCAAAAACUGAUUCUGGUCUUUACCAAUAUAAUCAAAUGUAAAUAAUAAUUUGUAUAUUGUGUUGCAGAUAAAAGUAUUCGAGAAAGAGCGAAUGGUAGAAGACAAAAGAGCCUUUGGUUGCUUGUCUUCUGACAUCACUUCUUAAAAUAGUAAUUUUUCCUGUUUUCAUUUCUUACUGUUGUCUUAACUACGAGUGAUUGGAAUGCCAAGCACUGUUAAGUUUCUUUUUUUUCUUUUCUUUUUACAAAUCCAUUGUGCCAAAUGAAACUUUUUUUCUAAGUUACAGUAAUAGAAAAAAGUUAUUUUGAGGGCUUUUUUCUUCUUAAAUCUACAGACAUUAAAUAAUUGUGUUCUUUUCACUUUUUUUUUUAUUAUUACCUUGCUACCAAACAGUUUAGAAAGGAAUAUAGUAACAACAAAGCAAAUCUGGCAAAAUGGGAAAGGUUUGAAGGUUUGAGUUAACUCUGUCAUAUAACAUGUAGAUCUGUCCUCAUGUGACCUGCAGUGUUUUUUGGGUUUUUUUUUUCCCAAAUAUAUUUGUCAAAAAUCUAUUAUAGACUUGUUAACUUAUUCCUGAUGGAAUUUAUAUUCUGCUAGAAUUAGUCUAAUAUUUAAGAGAGCCAAUUUUAACUGCUAUAAAAAUGGUUCCAGUGCAAGAGAAGAGAAAUACUGGGAGCUGAGACAUUUCUAAUUUAUUGCUUAUUACUUUCUUACUGUUUACAGGAAAUUUAUAAGCCAGUGGAACUACCAUCUUUUAUUCUUAAUAAUUAUUAAUCCCUUCAAUGAAACCUUAAAAAAAAACUGAAUUUUUAUACAUUGCUUACAUUUUAUAGGGUUCUUGUGCUUACUUUAUUAACUAAAAAGUUCUAGUCUGUUGAUCUGCCUUUUGUUCCCCCAAAAUGUACAGUAAUUCUGUUUCUUGUUUGUAUAAAUAUGCCUGGAUUUUUAUUAUAAAAAUGUCAUUGUAGGAAGUAGAGACUCAUAUAAUGGCCUUUUAAAUAUUGUAAUAAAGGCAAAUGGAUAUUUGCCCUUAGUUUACUGGUUAAAAACUUGUUUACAGAAUUUUUCUUUGGUGCUUAAAUGAUGUUAUGUAAAAUGUCAUGGGUGGAAAGGAUAAUUUUGUAGUAAUAGAGAUUUUCAUUUAGGAAAUGUGUCUUUAGUUUUGAGACAAUAAAUUAAAAUAUAAAACUUGC
Messenger RNA from Galeopterus variegatus (Sunda flying lemur), 3431 nucleotides. It is a transcript of the gene SPAST, whose product is annotated as spastin. Bases 124 to 1974 code for a protein of 616 amino acids. The transcript has 17 exons. Gene Ontology annotation, molecular function: microtubule severing ATPase activity; ATP binding; ATP hydrolysis activity. NCBI's taxonomy places the organism in Eukaryota, Metazoa, Chordata, Mammalia, Dermoptera, Cynocephalidae. Gene Ontology annotation, cellular component: microtubule cytoskeleton. The record is from RefSeq and is a predicted model, not a curated record.